Baudoinia panamericana UAMH 10762 is the source of this 661-nucleotide messenger RNA. RefSeq lists its product as uncharacterized. The coding region runs from base 50 to 391 and encodes 113 amino acids. The transcript is spliced from 2 exons. The record is from RefSeq and is a predicted model, not a curated record. NCBI's taxonomy places the organism in Eukaryota, Fungi, Ascomycota, Dothideomycetes, Mycosphaerellales, Teratosphaeriaceae.
CAUAGGAGCCAACAUCCUUGAUCCUGAUUACACGCCAUUGCCGCGCGAGAUGACAUCACAAGUCUCCCUUCCGCGACUCGUGAAAGUCACGGUUCUGUCCAUUGGAGACUUAGGUUUCGGUCACGGUCACCAGGGUGGGACGCACAUUCUGCCGGAAUGCUUCGGCGCCACAAUUGGGCUCGGCAGUAGGUUGCCUCGGCAGAAUAUUUGCAGCCGUAGUGCGCCGCGACCGACAGAUUACUGUACGCAAACCGUUGGUGCAUUCGGUACUGUGAAGCGGUCAGGGAAGCGCAUACAAUAUCGAUCACGAGAUCAUCGCACUGCCUCGGCACAGAAUGUCCCUAGGCGCCCCCACGCGACUGAAAGUGUUGUGAAGGGUGUUCGGUUGUAGAACCGGUAGGGUCGAUUGGGCCAGAGAAAGUCUGCUGUAGACCGCACGCACGGUGCCGGAACCGAGAGUCUACGCGACCACGAAAAACCUACGGCAAUCGGCCGAGCUUGACUUUGCAUUUAACCGCCCAUGUCAGCGCGAUAUUCAUCCUAACCAUCUAUAGCACCAGUAUGGGUCAGCAGUCGAUCUUCAAGAAUAUGCAUGAAACGUGCGCGUGGCGUGCAUUCCCUUGUGGCAAUUGUCUUAGUGGUGGAACCUUGAACGCCAUGC